Molecule: messenger RNA, 1401 nt
Organism: Drosophila sulfurigaster albostrigata
Lineage: Eukaryota; Metazoa; Arthropoda; Insecta; Diptera; Drosophilidae
Exons: 4
Coding region: 1-1401 (466 amino acids)
Source: RefSeq, a predicted model, not a curated record
AUGAUUUGCGCGCAUGCCCCGACGGAGCAGAAGGACGAUGCUGCUAAGGAUGCAUUCUACGCGAGACUCGAGGACACAUACGACCGCUGCCCAAACCAUGACGUGAAGAUCAUCCUCGGGGACUUCAACGCAAAGGUUGGGCGCGAACGCAUCUUUGACCGCACCGUCGGUCAAUUCAGCCUCCAUGAGACUACCUCGAACAACGGUUUCAGGCUGAUUGACUUCGCCGCGGCGCGAAACAUGGUACCAAGAUACGCAUGCGGCUAUGCCGAGCGAAAAACGUACGCCCCAUCACGCAAUGAAAGCUUGACGACACUAGGCUGCGAUCACAACGGACAGCAACAGCCUACUCCACUCACCUCUCGGAACUGCUCCACCAACCUACCCCUCUUCCUGUUGACGCCGUCGGACUCUGGGCGCACAUAUCCCACUCCAUGCGAGCUGCCGCUGAAACAGCCAUUGGUGAAGCGUCUGACACAAGGUUUCAAGACUGGAGCAUCUAACUGUCGAGAUGAAAACGGGAAUCUGGUUACAGAUACUCAGUGCACGCUGAGGUUAUGGAGGGCGCAUUUCUCCAAGCUGCUAGCAGAGGAUGACGGCACCAAUCCCGCCAUUGGAGGAAGCAGCCCGAUACCACCAAUCGACGACAAUGUGGAUAUACCACUACCUAGCCAUGACGAGGUCCGAGUUGCUAUUAUGCGACUCAAAAACAACAAAGCAGCCGGUGCUGAUGGACUGCCUACGGAGUUGUUUAAGGCCGGCGACGAAGAGCUGAUAAGGUGCAUGCAUCAGCUGUUCUGCAAAAUAUGGCUAGAAGAAAGCAUGCCCAACGAUUGGAAUCUCAGCGUCCUUUGUCCUGUGCUGAAGAAAGGCGACCCGACGAUAAGCACCAACUACCGGGGAAUUAGCCUGAUUGCCAUCUCAUAUAAGGUCCUAUCGAGCGUAAUAUGUGAACGACUGAAGCCGUAUACCAGCACACUGAUCGGACCUUAUCAGUGCGGCUUCAGACCUGGUAAAUCCACCAUAGACCAGAUCUUCACAUUGCGCCAAAUCCUGGAGAAAACCCACGAAAAUGGAAUUGACACACACCAUCUAUUUCAUGGGGUGUUCGAGAGAAAAAUUCUUCGCAAGAUCUUCGGUCCCGUUCGGAUUGGGGACGACUUUCGCAUUCGGAUGAACCACGAGCUGUACGAGUUGUACGACGACGUGGACGUGGUACGGCGCAUCACGAUACAACGUCUGCGCUGGCUCCGCCACGUUGUGCGAAUGGAAGCGAGAGUCGACUACGGGCGACGACGAAGGGGACGACCAAAUCUUCGAUGGAAGGACCAAGUAGAGCAGGACCUUAAUCUACUGGGUAUUUCUAAUUGGAGGAGGCGCGCAAAGAGCAGAGGCGCCUGA